AGGGACUUGCGAGUGGAAGCGAUAGUGCUAGGAGCGGACUAUCGGCUGCCGUUUUGCCGCUGUGAAAUUUGGCUUCGGUCGAGGGUGGACGAAGGCGCGAACAUAUCAUUAAUCAACAAUGGCGCGCAGGGCGUUGCUUAUCGGCGCUAGCUAUGGCGACAACAGCGAUCUGCCUACUCUGCAUGGAGCGGUCAAUGAUGUCUUGCAGGCGAAGAUAGCGCUCACGACGGUGUAUGGAUUUGCAGAGGCUGACGUAUGCGUGCUGGCCGAUGGAGAAGUGGAUGCGAGCUGCGUUAAGGCUUGCACAACGCCGCCCACGAAAGCUUGCAUCCUGGCGGCGCUUGAUUGGUUGGUCAAGGGUGCGUGCGCAGGUGAUGUGCUGUUCUUCCACUUUUCUGGAUAUGGUACGCGUGUUCCCUCGGCAUCGUCGUGCGACUCUCUCGAGGAGGCUCUCCUUCCAUCCGACGCUACGGUGUCCGAUGUGUGUGGUUUCGGGAACGUUGUCGAGCAGAGUGUUUUCAGUGCCAAAUUCGCCGGCAUUCCCAAGGGCGUGACGGUCGUUCACGUGUUCGACACAGCCUUCAAAGGUGCCGCGAAGUGCGCCCUCGCCGGCGUUCAGCACUCUGUUCUUUGCCACGGUUUGUCGACGAAGGUGGUCUCGGCUAGAGGUCUGGAUAACGUGCCAUCGCUAACGGCAUGCAGGAAACUGAAUGCCGAAGGUCGUUUCACAUACGUGCAGUUUCCUCGCUCGGAUGCGUGCAAGGCUUUGUACUACGACCUCCCCUCGGCUUGGCUUGCCUGCGCAGAGGAAGAAACCACCUGGGACGUGGUUGUCGACUGCAAGCCGGGGGGUGUUUUCAGCCACCACCUGUACAGCACUGUGGUCAGCCAACACGAGAACGAGCUCCAGAAGCAGAAUGUUUGCAUUCUUAACUCAGUGAUGUACGCGCUCUCCCUAGGAGGUUUCAAGCACAAGCCGGAGUACGUUGUUGCUGCGGACUCCAAGAAGUUGGCUACAUUCCUUCCUCCUGCGCCUGAGAAGAAGUGCCCUCCCGGUUUGAUAGACUUGCAUAAAUAUGCCAUUGCCUGUUUGAAGAACGAAGCGCUGUGCAAGACUGACGAGGCACUGAUUGAACAGCUGGCGACGCGUGUGGCGCUGCUGACGACCAUCACGACGGUUGAGCGACAGUGUUUAAGCGAGCGCCUUGUGUCCUUGGUGAACGCAAGAGGCCAUUGGAUCUUGCGCGAGAUGUUGGACCUGUGCAGUCCUGUCCUUCCUCCGUGCCCUCCGUGCAUCCCCGAGCUCGAUUCCAGGCAGCUGUUCUUCAUCAGUAGGGUUGUCGGCCACGCCAAGUCUGCAGUCGCCGCCUCCAGAAUCGAGGAGCUCGCAAAGCGGCUUGCGCGGUGUUAUGGCCUGACGUUAAUCGAGCAGCAGGCCAUCGUGGACGAGCUGACGUGUCUGAUAGAGGAAGACGGCUGGGCGCUGUUGCGACUGUUGUUUGCCACUGAGCCCCAGGCCGAUCUGAAGUUGCCAGAGAAGAAGACGCAAUGCCCUCCCCAACUUCCGCCUGCAUACCCUCUUUCAUGCACUCCAUGCUUCGUUGCACGUCCUCCAUGCCCUCCUCUAUCCUCCCCUGCGUGCCCUCCCACCGAUUGCAACACUCAUCUUCGAAAGCUCGUUUCGUUGAUGGGUGUGGAGGGAUACGAGAUCGGUCUCAAGUUCAAGAACGAGUAUGCGUCCCUUUCCACCGAGCAGCGCAAGUGCCACUACAAGACGCUCUAUGUGCAGGGUGGCAUGGAAGCAGUGACGACAGCGGCCGCCAUAGCUGGCGAUGUCUGCGACAUUGAUGUUCUUGCCGCGGCCGUGGGGGAGCAUGUCCGCUGCUCCCCCGUGUGGAGWGCUUGCUGCCCGCCUCUCUCCUCUCCCUACUCCACCCUCUCUGCUUCCCUAAAAUGCCAGCUCUUGCAAUCUGUUUUCUGUGCUGCCGGGUCUCGUGGGCACGAGAUCGCGGUUCGCCUGGCGGACUGUCCAUCGCUCCUUGGGGACUCCGAGAAGAAGACCUUGUAUGCAGAACUGGUGAAGCUCGGCGGAGUGUCUGCGCUUGCCGCCGGCGCACGGCUCGCUGCUGACGUUGCCGUGCUCAGGACUGUAGUGGCGGCCGGAGAGCGUGUCCGUCUCGUCCGAGGCGAGCCGCCGGUGGAGUUCUGUGCGCGAAGGGAGGCCAGGAGACAGAGGGAGAAGCAAUUGCUCAAGGAGGUCAUUGUGAUUGCUGGCUGUGCGGGUUACGAGUUAUCUGUCAAGCUGAUGCAAGAGGGGUUGACGGUGGCGUGCCGGAAAGAGMUAUAUUCRAAGCUGUUCGCCGAGGGAGGCGUUGAGGCUGUCGCCAUAGCUGCCCUCGUCUCCGAGGACGAGAUUAUGAAGGGCGAGUUGGAGAAGGCAGGCGUGGAGCACGCRGCGUUUGUCCAAUGUCCGACUGCCAUCRUKUGUCUUCCGUCAGCCUGCKGUCCGUUGCCUGUGCCUCCCACGGGGUGGGAAUGUGACUACCUGCUGAGUGCGGAGGAAAGGCGAGUUGUCAGUGCUCUGUACUACCUUGCUCGAGARGAUUGCGCGGUGCGCUCGCUUGCGACGAAGCUGGCACUAGAGAAGAAGGUUCUGUCUGCGGAGGCCCGGAAAAGCCUCGUUGCACAAAUCAUCUCCAAGACCGGUUGCGAGGGACUCGAUCUUGUCCAAAGCCUCUGCUGCUAGGUUAAACUUAUCGCCUUCUUGAAGAUACCGACAACUACCUCGUUACAAGGAAAUGCAAAG
Messenger RNA from Chara braunii, 2806 nucleotides. The record is from the annotation of a GenBank genome assembly. Lineage: Eukaryota; Viridiplantae; Streptophyta; Charophyceae; Charales; Characeae.